AUGCAAUUGUGCGGAUGUUUACCGGUUGGAAAUGGAACUCGAAAUGAAGAUAAACAAGCCAAUAUAAAACAAUCGAAAAAAAGACUUUCUCUUAAAAAUGAUAUACCAACGAAUAGUAAUGCUUCAAUAGCCGAAAUAAAAGUUCGAAAAGAACGUACGAAAUCCAAUACAAGUACAAUGACUGAAUCAGGCACAAAACGAUAUACACUCAAAAAACAAUCAUCAUCAACAUCAGUUAAUAAAGCUGCUCUUGCUGAUGCUCGUCUUUCAAAACAUGAUGUUUCCGAAAGACGUUUACCUACAUAUGGUAAUGAAAGUGAAAAUGAACAACGAAAUUUUCUUAAAUUAAAUAAAGAAAAACGUCGAUCUGUUCAUGAAUUACAAUUUCAUCAAUCUAAUUUUAGUGAAAAUAAACGUGCUAAAAGUUCACCUGAUGUAAAUCAAUUUAUAGGAGCAAAUACAUCACAUGAAACAACAACCUGUGAUGAAAUUGAUAAUCCUGAUAAUUCAAGACAUAAAAGAGCAGCUGUUCGUCGUCGCAAACGAAGUAAAUCUCCUCGAAAACAAAUGCCAUCAGAAAUUUUAGAUGCAAUCAAAUUUGAGCUUGUAGAACCUGUUGGUUUAGAUGAAAAUCAGCUCAAAGAUAUUCCUUAUGAAAACAUAAAAACAACAUCUCAACCAUUUCGAAUUAGUCUUUCACCCCAUUCAGCUCGUCGACGACGUUCAUCGCCAUUUAAUCGUGCUGGUGAUGUAGUUCAUAAUGCAUCAAGUAAUAUGUUACCUUAUCGAACUCAACCUGCUAUUGUUUCUGUUGCUCAAGUUAAAUCAACAAAAAUUAUUAGUAUUACUCGAACAACAGAAAAUUACGAACCGUUUCACAGUCGUCGUUUUGGACGAAUGGAUUGGUUUUUAUGGUAUUAUUAUUACUUUUUUACUAGCACAUUCUUUGUCACCAUUAUUGCUAAUACGGAUUAUAUACAUACAGUUGAUGCUCAACAAGAUGAACGUAUUCGACUUGAAUGUACAGUGACAUCGAAAUUAGAUGCUGAAGAGGCUAUGUGGAUGCGUAUUCGACCACCUCACAAUCCUGACAUAUUAACUUAUCGAGAUAGUGUUGUUUAUGCACCAGAACGUAUACAACUUGAACAACGUCGUCUUAGUUCAAGUAUAAAUGCCAAUGGAACAUUCAUCGACACAUAUUUUUUAACAUUAACUCUUUUGCGACCUAAUAUUGAUGAUGAAGGACGAUAUGUUUGUUCAAGAGGAAGAACUAUUUUUGCCGAAUAUGAUCUUUUUAUUAUAGUUCCAUCACAAUUUGUUGAUGAUAAUAGUUAUACUCAACAACGAACUAUUAUUGAAGGGUCAACUCUUCAACUUUCUUGUUCAGCAAAUGGUCGACCGAAACCUUUCAUAACAUGGUCUUAUCGUACAAUUGAUGGCAAACAUAUUUCAUUGGGUGAUGGUAGUGGCUGCCAAGAUCCUGUAUGUGAAUUACGUUUAGGAAAUUAUACACGAUAUAAUCCAACUACAAUUGAAUGUGUUGCUGAUAAUAGGAAAUCAACGAGAAUAUCAAAAGUAUUUCAUGUCGAUGUCUAUUAUCCACCAAAAUUAGUACCGGAUGUUCAAACAUUUAUAGGUUCAAAUAAUAUUGAUGUUUUUCUUCAAUGUGCAUCAGUAUCAAAUCCACCAGCACCAGUUAUUUGGCUUGAUGAUAAUAAACAAAGAAUUGAUAAUUCUGAUAGAUAUAAUGUUAAAAUAAUGCAUAACUCAUCAACAUUAUCUUUUUCUAUACAUCCACAAGAACAAUCACCUGUUGUUUUUUAUUGUCAGAGUAAUAAUACAGUUGGUUUAGAUGAAAAAUUAAUAAAUAUUUCAGAUUUUAUUCAAUUGGAUACAAUAAUUAUUCGUGAAACAACAACCAUCACACCAUCAACAUCAAUAAUAGAUUAUGAUAAAUUUUCAUUAAAAAAGCAGAAAACUUUAAGACCAAGUCGUGCUCGUUCGCGUUCUUCGACUACACCGAUUCUUUUUCCUACUACAGCAAUAUCAUCAACGAACAGUUUAAUCUAUUCUUUAUCAAAUAAUCUUCUUAAUUUAAUUCUAAUACUAUUCGUCAUUUGUUUUGUAUAA
Messenger RNA from Adineta steineri, 2130 nucleotides. The record is from the annotation of a GenBank genome assembly. Lineage: Eukaryota; Metazoa; Rotifera; Eurotatoria; Adinetida; Adinetidae.